Thlaspi arvense is the source of this 1341-nucleotide messenger RNA. Lineage: Eukaryota; Viridiplantae; Streptophyta; Magnoliopsida; Brassicales; Brassicaceae. The record is from the annotation of a GenBank genome assembly.
AUGUAUAUAAGCAUAACAGAAACGGCCAUUAACGUAUGCCUUCUCGUUUUCCGAGCCUUAAGAGAUUACAAGAGUAAUCACAGAGUGGACGAAGAAGAAGAAGAAGAAGAAGAAGAAAAAGAAGAAGAAAUCGAUCGUUUCGUUUUCCUCAUGAUACAACAGAUUUAUAAUCCGAGAAAGGUCUCUGCUGUAAGAGAUUUUCCCGAUGGAUGUGGUACUCAGCCCAUUAAGAAUCCGACAGGUGAGAUUGUUGCAGUCACGAGUGAGAUACGACAGAGACCGGUUCGCUCUGAACAUAGCUGUGACGGUGUGACUGAUCAAGAUUACCACCAUAGGCGUGCUUGUUCUGUUGAUAGGUUUAAGGAAGUUGAAUCAUUUGAUGUGAUUAUGAAGAAAGCUGGCUUCAAUUUGGCAAAUAAUGGUAAUGUUGGGAGAAGAAGAUUUGAUGCAGCUAAGAGGAAGUUUACUCCAUCUUGUGGAAGUAAAGUCAAACCUCUAAGUUUAGAGGAAAGCAUGAGGCUGAUUGCUUCUCAGAGCAGAAGAAGGGAACUUUCAGGUUCAUCUACUAACAUUAGGAGGAAGCUUUUGCUAGCCAAAGCUGUGCAGAGUUACAGAAACUCCCCCGAGAAGAAGAAGGAGAAGAAGAAGUUGAGUAGUGCAACUGCUACACUCAACAAAGUUACUAUGCAACAAAACCAGAACACAAUAGUUCUUAGCCCACGGGAGAAAGUUCUCAGGACACUGCGUCUUUUCAAACUCGUGUUUAAAGAGCUGGAACGAGACAAAGCUACACGGCGUGGAGAAUCAAAGACUGUCAUGGGUAGGAUAGAUCACGAAACAAGGACUAUCCUCAUGCGCGAGGGGAUUCAAGUGAAUGGUGUAAAGAUGAUCGGAGCAGUCCCUGGAAUCGAAGUUGGAGAUGUGUUUCAGUACAAAUCAGAACUCUACUUGAUCGGUCUCCAUUUCGACAUCAUGGGUGGGAUUGAUUACUUGAGUAGAGGAGACUUGAAACUAGCUACGAGCAUUGUUUCCUCGGAAGGUAAUGGUUACAUGGAUAGAUUCGACUCUGAUGUGAUGAUUUACUCUGGUCAAGGAGGUAACGUGACGAGCAAAGAUCGAAAACUAAUCGAAGAUCAGAAGCUUGUUACGGGCAAUUUGGCUUUGGCAAACAGCAUGAGGGAAAAGACUCCUGUGAGAGUGAUUCGUGGCACAAAGAGAUUGGACCAAAGAGGAAAGUGUUACGUGUAUGUUGGGUUAUAUUUGGUUGAAGAUUAUUGGCAAGAGAGAGGAUUUGUAGGUAAUGUUUUGUUUAAGUUCAAGCUUCGUAGAAUAUCUGGUUGA